Pochonia chlamydosporia 170 is the source of this 210-nucleotide messenger RNA. RefSeq lists its product as hypothetical. Lineage: Eukaryota; Fungi; Ascomycota; Sordariomycetes; Hypocreales; Clavicipitaceae. The coding region runs from base 1 to 210 and encodes 69 amino acids. The record is from RefSeq and is a predicted model, not a curated record. The transcript has a single exon.
AUGCGGCUGUUGAAUUCCAAUUGUGUUGCCGCUACAGCAACAAGAUGGACAUUCCAGUGCAGCAUGGCGGAACUCCAGUCUUCAAUGUUCUACAUACCAGCCAGACCUCCCCAAGUCCACGCUUGGGUCGCCCCAGUCACCCAACGAGAUAUUGCAGUCAACAGAAGAUUUGCGACGAAGGAGUACGUGCCCAAUUCUAUGCAUCUUUGA